This is a messenger RNA of Caenorhabditis remanei, 231 nucleotides long. RefSeq lists its product as uncharacterized. The record is from RefSeq and is a predicted model, not a curated record. Lineage: Eukaryota; Metazoa; Nematoda; Chromadorea; Rhabditida; Rhabditidae. The transcript has a single exon. The coding region runs from base 1 to 231 and encodes 76 amino acids.
AUGCCUAUCCUUUGCAAGAGCAUCUGUUGUAAACCGACGUCGUGUCGUCGUCGUCGUCGUCGUGGUCGUCGUCGUUGUGUCGCAAGACUCGCAGUACUCAGUCCGAAUGUUGCCGAGGACACGGAGCGUGCGCGAAGAAGAGGAUGUCUUAAAACAAAACAAUACGUUUCAGUUAUAAUGAUGAAGAGGAAGAAUAAGAACAACAAGUGCUCUGAGGGGACGUGUUUAUGA